Molecule: messenger RNA, 1126 nt
Organism: Orbicella faveolata
Lineage: Eukaryota; Metazoa; Cnidaria; Anthozoa; Scleractinia; Merulinidae
Product: INO80 complex subunit C-like
Biological process (GO): chromatin remodeling
Cellular component (GO): Ino80 complex
Source: RefSeq, a predicted model, not a curated record
AUGGACAGCAUAGAGAGGAUGCUGAAGGUCAAGUUCUUCCUCGUACAUACUGGCCACACGAGCUUGGGAUGCCUGUGGAACAUAACCAUAACCAUGAUGAAUGGAAUGGAUCUCAUAGUGUGGAAAGAGCUAGUUCUUUUGCUUGCUGCUUUGCUUCUUGCUGUAACUGCAACUGCUCCUUGCGGAAUAAAUUGCUUUUUCACUGUCAGACUGUUUUCAGAAGAACUCCAGUUUCCUGAUGAGAGUAGCAUCACUGGUUUUUUCGUUCCUGAUUUAAUCCAUACCUGCGGCACCGAUGGCACUUCUGUGGAAGUUUACGAACUUCCUAAGAUCCCUUCCACUCAUUCAAGUAAAAGUUGGUUAACUACAUCAUUACAUUCCAGAAAAUCGCCCUUUGACAACUGCCUUCACGACAUCAACAACUCUUCACCCGGGCGCCAUUUUGAAAAGUACGACAGCCUCGUUGUCAUACAUACACCACGAAAAGGCUGCCUCACUUCCAUGUUAACCAAGAUGGCGUCGAGUAGGCCUUCGAGCAGAAGUAAAAAGGCGAAGCGUGCAGCUAGCCCUGCCGCUGCGCCUGCUGCUCCAAGCAAGCGCAGAAGACCAAUAACACCCUGUGUGGCCGAUGAUUUGGACUCCACGUCAAGCAGUCCGUCGUCUUACAGUGUUGUCAGCGAGGCGAGUGUUCAACCCAAUGGACAGUUUGUCUUCAAAGAUACUAAUUUCGAGCACUCAGGGGUUAAUGCAGGCAAGAAAAAGAUCUGGAAAAAUUUAAAACAGAUUAUGACAUUGGAGAGAGGACUUCCUUGGAAACAGGAUGACCCAACAUAUAGCAGUGUAGAUGCCCCACCUUCGUUUAAACCAGCCAAAAAGUAUGCCGACCUCUCAGGCUUACCAGCGAAAUACAAGGACCCAAGGACAGGAAUACAAUACAACAACUCUAUGGAGUUUGGUUCAAUCCGUAGUUUGCCCAUGGACAUUGUCAGUGGUUAUCUGGCUCUGAGGAAAGCAGCCCCUGCGUGAAAUACAGUUUUGAUUUGUAGAUGUGUAAAUAAGUGAGAAUUUAAACAGAGUUUUGUAAAUAUAAUAUUUCAAGUUUAAAAAUACAAUAUAUUUUUUCAAA